AUGCCCUCUUUGCCCAUGUCCACCUGUGAGAUCAAUCAAGACAGUAAAGACAGUACAGACCCUCAGGAAAGCCUUGAAGACCAUGCAGAGUUGAUCGGCAGUGCAAAGAGGCGAGUCAAAGAUGAGACUCUGGAGAAAGAGGAUCUUAAAAAAAGCCGAGUAGAAGAUGAGCUGGAGAAGAGUAAAGAAGAAACAAAACCCGAAAUAAAUGAACCAAAGGAGGAACCAGAAAAGCCUGAGGAGAGCAGGAGUGAAGAUGGACCAACAACUGAGGAGUAUAUUAUUGAUUGCUCCCCUUCUCCGUCUGCCCCCUUUGAGCAUCGUGUGGUGACGACCAAAUCCCAUCAGAUAACCGCCUACUACACCAUCAACAGAGAUGAAAUUCUUGGAGGCGGCCGCUUCGGAAUGGUCCAUAAGUGUGUGGAGAAGUCAUCAGGCCUCACACUCGCUGCCAAGAUCAUCAAAACCAGGAACCAGAAAGAAAAGGAGGUUGUAAAGAGUGAGAUUGAGGUGAUGAACCAGCUGAACCAUGCCAACCUGAUCCAGCUCUACGCUGCUUAUGAGUCUCGCAGUGAUGUCACUCUUAUCAUGGAGUAUGUUGAAGGAGGAGAGUUAUUUGACCGGAUCAUCGAUGAGAACUACAAGCUGACCGAACUGGACACAGUGCUGUUGAUCAGACAGAUUACUGAGGGGCUGCAGUACAUGCACAAGAUGUACAUAUUGCACCUUGAUCUGAAGCCAGAAAAUAUCCUCUGUGUGAGUCGAGAAACAAAUAAAAUCAAGAUCAUUGACUUUGGACUGGCAAGAAGAUACAAGCCCAGAGAGAAGCUCAGAGUGAACUUUGGCACGCCAGAGUUUUUAGCUCCGGAGGUGAUCAACUAUGAAUUUGUCUCCUUCCCUACAGACAUGUGGAGUUUAGGAGUCAUUACGUACAUGCUGUUAAGCGGACUCUCUCCUUUUCUGGGUGAUGAUGAUAACGAGACACUGAAUAACAUCCUGGAAUGUAAGUGGAGCUUCGAGGAAGCCGAGUUUACAGAUAUUUCUGAAGAAGCCAAAGAUUUUAUCACACGUCUGCUCAUUAAGAGCAAGAGCUGGAGGAUGAGCGCAUCUCAGUCACUAAAACACCCCUGGCUGUCAGACAGAUCACUUCACUACAGAUUACAUCAGAAGAAGAACAAGUGUCACUCAACACAUGCACCUCCACCGGAGAGCUAAACAGAAACUGUUUUUUUGAUGAACUGGACCAACAUGCUACACCUGAAUGGCCACUAGCUGCUUUGUUUUGAAUAUCAGUUUACAGCCAACACCAGUAGGCUGCAAGACAAUAAUAAAUCUUCUGUGUGAUAAAACCGGCAUAAGAGAAAUAACUCUACAAUUCUCCACUUACUUUAUAUGCCAU
Molecule: messenger RNA, 1399 nt
Organism: Trichomycterus rosablanca
Lineage: Eukaryota; Metazoa; Chordata; Actinopteri; Siluriformes; Trichomycteridae
Gene: mylk4b
Product: myosin light chain kinase family, member 4b
Exons: 12
Coding region: 1-1215 (404 amino acids)
Biological process (GO): protein phosphorylation
Molecular function (GO): myosin light chain kinase activity; ATP binding
Source: RefSeq, a predicted model, not a curated record